Pisolithus orientalis is the source of this 1886-nucleotide messenger RNA. RefSeq lists its product as uncharacterized. Lineage: Eukaryota; Fungi; Basidiomycota; Agaricomycetes; Boletales; Pisolithaceae. The transcript is spliced from 5 exons. The record is from RefSeq and is a predicted model, not a curated record. Bases 321 to 1733 code for a protein of 470 amino acids.
ACCAAGGCUACCAAGCAACGAAUCCAACGAUGCGGUUAUCGGAUGCCCGUGGCAGCAGUCCCCUCGCAGCCAAUGAAGUACAUAAUGGCCGACCACUGCGAACCACCCGCCUCGCUGAAUUUUGUUGUCUGCUCACACAUGGGACCGACUACGGCGCAGCAAAACGCAAUAUUACAGUAGUGACGCGGAUGAUUAGAUGGCAGUGGCCACUACAUCUGCUGCCCCUGCUGCGCACACUCGGCUGCUGUGCCCCAUCACCUCAUUAUAACUGAGCACGCAACAAUCUCGAGGCCCAUCCAGUAAUCUCGUCCUCGUAGCAAAUGGCCCAGUCUGGCGGUCACGUCUACCACGCAUGCUCCAACCUCGAGAAAGGCUGUGAAUGUCAGAACCAGCCUCUCCUCAAAGGAGAGCUGCCUGACUUUUCACACUAUGCUCAACAACAACCACACUGGGAAGAGGAGUCGAACCGGCCAACGAUAAAGAAGAUCUUGGUGGCCUGCGGUAAAGGCCUGGUUCUAGGACUUGCCGUGUCCGGAUUCGUCCACUCGUUCAGGUUCUUCCGCAGGCACACUCAUCCUCAUUUCCGACCUCCUUUCCCACCUGCGGAAGGCUUCGGUGCCCCCAAGGAACCCCCGCAUCUGCAAUGUGUCCAUAGCCAUAACUGGACGGACUACAUCGAUCAACCGAUAUGGAGCACCGAACCUUAUGGAGCAGGGACCUCGUUUUCGCUUCCCGUUGACGCCGAUUCGUUGUACCUACUUUCCCGGGGUAUAAACCAGAUCGGUAACUUGAAGAUCACUCAAUCCGAUAAGGAGUCCGAUUUGGUGGAUGUUGAUGUUCGGGUGGCAUACAAAUUCGAGGAUGCCCUUCAUCUUGCCUCUGUAUGUCUUAGUGGGGGUGCGGAGAAUAAAUACGGCGUUAGCAUUCUUACUCCCCCGCACAGGAGGCAUUGGUCUGGCAAGGAGCGCUUGCAUUUCGACGUGGAACUCACUCUACCUGCUGCGAAAGAGGGCAGCAGUCUGAGCAUAAAGAAUUUGAGGACUCACCUCCCCACCUACUCCCAGAACAUAGCAGACUUGUCAGAGACCGUCUCCUUCGGUAGAGUCUCCCUUGCGUCUGUUGAUGGCCAAAUCACCGUCGAUUCCGUCACCGCGGGCAUGGGUUCGUUCGUGACGUCCAACGGUGCUAUUUCUGGUCAUUUCGAAGGGGAGUCCCUGAGGUUGGCGACCGUCAACGGCAACAUCGAUGCAACUGUGACCCUGCUUAACCGUGAAGAACGCACGCACCCUUCCCAGCUCACAAUGCACACUACCAAUGGACAUGUUGCCUCAGAAGUUGCCUUGAUCACCGAUGAUGCGAGCGCUGGUGGGAACUUUGAUGUUCGCGCAUUCUCUACAAAUGGUUUUGUCGACCUUGCAUUUACUGAGUCUCCCGUGGGAUCCGUCCUAAAGGCCGAGGCUGCGACGACAAAUGGAGAGGUCAAAGUUGCCGUACCGAGCACAUACGAGGGCGGCUACUCUGGUACUGCAUUGGUAGGAAGAGUCUUUGUGAUGGAGCAGGACUCCGUCGAAGAUCCAGAAGGGAAGGGACGCCAUAGGGAGAUCAUAAAGAACAGAGUGGGGAAUAGAGUGGAUGGGACUGUGUUCUGGGUCGAGAGCGACGGAAGCCAUGCGGAGAACGAGAGUCUCGUGAGAGCUUCGACCACAAUUUCCUCCGUCAAGCUCGUGAUUUGAUGGGCCCAUUCAUGUGUUUUUCUUUCUCUUCCGUCACUGCGUUUUUAGCCUGCGUGUAUUCAUACUACUCUUAAGUUAACAAAUUUUACACGUUAACGUUGACCCAUGUAAUUAAAUGCUCGCAGUGAGCGUGUUCAAACGUUCAACGUUCAG